ACGGCCUUCGGUGUCGCACCGUCUCGUUCGCGAGAAGGGAAAUUCGUCGUAAGACAACACGAAAACUCAGUGUUUUUGUUUUUUUUUAAUUCUACGAAAUAUGCGUGAUUUUUGCCAUCGUUUUCCCGGACAAUAAAAUCGUUUUGAAAAUGCGGACAGCGCUGAGAAGGUACCAUUCCUACUCGUUGUCCGCACCUCGAAAAUGGUUCCAAAGGAUUUAACGUGCUGGUGGCUGCUGGUGUGUUGGGUUUUUACGAUAUGCUCGUGGGACGGAGUCAAGUCAUCACCGUUACCCGUAAAACAACUGCAUAAUGAUUUCGAGCUUAAUUCCUGGAUAAAACACUACGAUGUCGCCAGUUACGAUCCUUCCAUAUUGGUCCAGCAACACAAACGCGUCCGAAGAGAUACAAGUGAUGGAGGAUCAAUCAGAUUGCAGGUGAAAGGACAUGACAGAAUAUUUAAGCUUCUACUCGUUCCCGAUGAAUCCAUUUUUGCUGAUGAUGUUAUAAUAGAAUCAACGUUACAUCCAAAUUUAAACUUCAGCACUGGUAUAGCUUAUAGUGGAACAUUAGAAGAUGAUGAAAGUGCUUUGGUUUCUGGUAUCAUAACCCAAAACGGACUUUUCGAGGGUACUGUAGUGACACAAACCGACGAAUUUCAUAUAGAACCAGUGAGCAGAUAUUUAUUUCAAAAUAUUACCAAAGAACCAAUAUUUCAUUCGAUAAUAUACAAAAUGAACGACGUAAAGGAUCCUAGAAAGCCAGGUUCUUGUGCAUCACAAAGAUUGUACGAGAAAAAUUUGGGUCAACAUAGCCGAGAAAAAAGAUGGUUGUUGCAAGCAGAAGCUAAACAUCCUUACGACGAUGACUUGAUUUUCUUAAACCGAACCCGAAGGCCGUUUUUCACAAACUUCGACAUUAACCAACAGCAAAUCGACGAAGUAAUGGAAGUUGACGACCGGACGAAUGUGGACGCUUCAGCUUUGGUAUUUAAAAAUGUUUAUAAACGGGCCACUAUUGAUCCUAAAAAGACGACUUGUAUGUUGUAUCUUCAGGCUGAUCAUCAAUUUUUUCAAAAAUAUGGGACAGAAGAAGCUUGUAUAGAAGUGAUGACGAGGCAUGUUCAAAGAGUGAACGCUAUUUAUAGGAAUACUGACUUCAAUCAAGACGGGAAAAAGGACAAUAUCACUUUUAUGGUCAAAAGGAUCAAAGUUCAUACGUUAGAGGCCUUGAAAGAUCCAACUUAUAGGUUUCCCAAUAAUUAUGGGGUAGAAAAAUUUUUGGAGUUGUUUUCUGAGGAAGAUUAUGACGCAUUUUGUCUCGCCUACAUGUUCACCUAUAGGGAUUUCGAAAUGGGAACGUUAGGGCUCGCCUGGACGGGGGAUCUUAAAAAUGCAGGAGGAGUUUGUGAGAAAAACGGGCAUUACAGGGGCAGCAUGAAAUCACUAAACACCGGAAUAGUAACGUUGCUGAAUUACGGAAAGCAUGUACCGCCAGCAGUCAGUCAUGUUACAUUGGCGCAUGAAAUUGGACAUAAUUUUGGAUCUCCGCACGAUCCUGAACAAUGCACUCCAGGUGGCGAAGAUGGAAAUUUCAUAAUGUUCGCCAGAGCGACGUCAGGAGAUAAGAAAAACAACAACAAAUUCUCACCGUGCAGUCUUAAAAGCAUCAACCCUGUUCUGAACUACAAAGCCAGAAGUGCCAAAGGAUGUUUCACUGAACCCAAAGCUGCCAUAUGCGGUAACGGUGUAGUGGAAGAAGGCGAAGAAUGUGAUUGUGGAUGGGAAGAAGAUUGUAGUGAUCAAUGUUGCUUUCCUAUGCGUAGAUAUCCUCCGCUAGAUGAACCUCCUUGUAGACUUACACCAAGAAGUAUUUGCAGUCCAUCGCAGGGUCCAUGUUGUACUCCAGACUGCCAGGUGAAAUUUGGAGACAAAUGUCGUGACGAUAACGGUUGCCGAGACGAAAGUUUUUGCAAUGGACGUGAACCUCAAUGUCCUCCUUCAAUCAACAAGCCCAACAAAACGAUUUGUAAUAAGGAAUUUGUUUGCUUCAUGGGGGAAUGUACUGGUUCCAUUUGUCUGGCAUACGGUCUGGAAUCUUGCCAAUGUAUUCCAGGCAAAAAUGAUCCGAAAACGAAAGCUUGCGAGCUGUGCUGUAAACUUCCUGGCGAUACUCAGCCUUGCUUGUCCAGUUUUGAGUGGAACGACAUGCCUUAUGAUAUACCUGAUAUGUUUUCUAAGCCUGGUACUCCUUGUAACGAUUACUCUGGCUACUGUGACGUGUUCCAAAUGUGCAGAGAAGUAGACCCUUCAGGGCCUCUAGCUACAUUAAGGAAACUUUUAUUGAGUGAAGAGAGCAUUGCUAGUUUCAAAAGAUGGAUUAUGGAUUAUUGGUAUGCUGUAGCUGCGAUAUUAAUUGCUAUAGUAACUUUAUUGAUCCUCAGCACUAAAUACCUAGGAAAACGUCCCAGCUUCAAACUAAAAUCCGUUACAAUAAUGCAUAACCAAACUACCGAAGCCGUUCGAUUACCAUCGGACGGUCAAGACGGUGCAGUCAUCAUCCAUCAGGGCAUUCGAUCGAAAGUGCCUCUGAAAAAACGCGUGAGAGAUGGCAGAAUAAGGAAGAAACGAAAAUCGACAGGGAAAACUAAAGACGGUAAACCAGCUAUUAGUAAAAAGAGUGCCGGAAAUAGUCCCGGUAACGAUAAGGGAGCCAAUAACAAUUUGAAUAGUCCUAAAAAGAGUUCGCCGAAAAAGAAAAAGAGGAUAAGUGCAGCUAUUGGAGCGGAGGAAACUGGACGAAAGAAUAAGGAUAUUUUGGAAAUACCUCACAGCAAAGUCAAGAAACUCAACCCGAAAUCGAAAAAGAAAAACAAAAAGAAAGAAAUAAUCGACUACAGCUCUAUCCAGCCGGACAUCGACGGUAAAAACGAUAACACCACAACUCCAGUAGUCCACACGACCAUCACCCAAGAAUCCACCGAUCCGGUGGGCAAAGUCCACCACUGGCUGAAAAACCAAUACAAUUUACCAAAAUCGAAAAGCACCCCGGUGGGAUUGACUAACGUCCGCACCAAACCUACCAUACGUCCAUCCAGGCCGGACAAGAGUAAAUCGCGCAGCGUCGCCAGCAUUCCUUCGAACGAAAAGGACAAAGUGCGCGUACAAGUCGUCUACAAACCGCCGUUCAAGUUCAGCUUGAAAUUGAAAAAGCCGGAAAAAACUACUAGUGCAAUAGUCGAACCGAUCAAAAAACCUAGAACUGCCUUUUUAGUGCAAAGCAGCGUUGAUCUUCCUGUAAUUGCCGCUGCCACUUCGAAUAAUAACUUGAAAUCUCCGGAAGGAAUUAGACCGGCGCCUUACGAUACGAUAGAUUUGGCAACGGUCGAUAUAGAUUCAAAUGUGCAUACCGUCCAAAGCGAUUUAGAUGUAUUGUUGUCGGAUGAAAAUGAUUAUGUUAGUGUGGAUGAGUAAGAAUUUGAUAUUUUUUGCUAUAUAUUGAAUGAAAUGAGGGUUAACAGAUUAUAGUGACCAGUUUGCAGCCUUCAGAUUUGGUUUUACAAUCUGAAAUUUUAUAGUCUUUAUGCCUAAAUCAACAGUCUUUAUUCUCAAAUCAUAGUCUAUCAUAUAAACUUUUUAAGAUAUGAUUUGUAGCAUUUCAAGUUCUUCUAGUCUUUUGAGAUUUCAAAAACGAAGCUUCAGGGUUUCAAGGCCUGGGAACCUGAUUGUAACACUUUGAAGUCACUAAGAUCUCUGGUGUAGCAGCCUGUGGUACGCUUACCUGAUAUCAACUGCUGGACCCUGCGCCGAGGGCUGCUAUACCGAUUCUCGAGCGGCGUUGCCGACUCAAGUACUUAUGCCACAUCUGAGGUCUUUGAAACUUUUGAAAAAAAUAAAAAAAUUAGGAAUCAAUUCUUGGCCAUCAUUAUUAACAUGUUAGCCCUCAUCAUUGUUUUUUUUUUUUUGUUAUGGAGAAUUACACAUAUUUUUAUGGCUGUGGAAUUACAGUUAUCCGUUCGGAGCAAUAUUUUUGACUAAAAAUCUUCAUUAUUAUGCUACACCUAAUUUUAUUUUUGUUAACGGAAAUCAAUUAUCCUAAUGUUCCAGCUAAUUUUUUUGGUUUAUAAUAACGAGCAACAAUCUAUUACGGGUCAGAAUAUAUUUGUUGUUAUAUAAAAAUCAAAUUUUUGUGCAGUUUUAACUUUUUCACACUUUUUACUAGUAAGGUACUAAUCUUGAACUACAUAAAUGAAUAUGCAAUGUGAUAUCUAAAUAAUCAUUCCUUUAUCAUUUAAUAAUUUGUGUUGUGAAUUAAAUUUAUUACAAAUUGUAAAUAAUAAUCCUUCCUACAUGAAAAAAAAACAAAAUGCAAUUUUGUACUAAUUUUCUUUGGAGUGUGUCAAUCGUAAAUUUGUAUUAUAGUGCCAAAUAAGGUGGUAUUUGUGCUUUUUAUAUAGGUGUUUCGAAACAAAUAAAGCUGUAUUUUUCUAUAAACUGUUUAAAAAAAAAAUGCCAAAAACAAUAUACCUACUGUCUUUAAUUAUUAUAGCGGUGUCUAACAAUAAUAAUUUCAGUAUUAGUUUAUGAUUAAUUCUUUUUUUUUUAAGAUUUAAGUGUAAUAGUAACAAUCUAUUGCUUACAACUUUUAUAAGUGACAAAAUUUUAUUAUGUUAACAUUCAUUUUUAACUUAUCUGGAUGUAUUAUUAUUAUUUAAUUUUUGUAUUUAUAUUUAAAAUAUAUUGAUUUUUAUUAACUAGUACA
Ceutorhynchus assimilis (cabbage seed weevil) is the source of this 4760-nucleotide messenger RNA. Lineage: Eukaryota; Metazoa; Arthropoda; Insecta; Coleoptera; Curculionidae. The record is from the annotation of a GenBank genome assembly.